Molecule: messenger RNA, 1593 nt
Organism: Aureobasidium melanogenum CBS 110374
Lineage: Eukaryota; Fungi; Ascomycota; Dothideomycetes; Dothideales; Saccotheciaceae
Product: general substrate transporter
Exons: 5
Coding region: 1-1593 (530 amino acids)
Biological process (GO): carbohydrate transport; transmembrane transport
Cellular component (GO): membrane
Molecular function (GO): carbohydrate:proton symporter activity
Source: RefSeq, a predicted model, not a curated record
AUGAAGCUCACCAUCUCAAAACCUCCAGGCUAUGUCCUGUCAGCCAUUGCAAUCUCGCUUGGUGGCUUUUUGAAUGGCUAUGACACAGGCAGUAUCGGCGCUGUGACCGAGAUGGAAUACUUCACAUCGGUUAUUGGUGAACUCUCGCCCUUCCUCCGUGGAUUUACUGUCUCAUUGAUCAUGCUCACGGGUGCCUUUCCAUCCUUCUUCGCUGGACAACUCGCCGAUCGUUUCGGGAGGUUGGCAAUUGUUGCAGCAGGCGCUCUAGUCUUUACAAUCGGGGCUGCUCUAGAGGGAGCCGCAAGCAAACUUGGCAUAUUCCUUGCUGGUCGAGCACUCUGUGGUGUAGGCGAAGGUCUCUGGCUGAGUAAUGUCAGCGUGUAUAUUACUGAGAUUGCUCCAUCGGCUCGAAGAGGUAUGCUGGUCUCGAUGCCGCAGCUCAUGGCUUGUGCAGGGAUCUGUGCUGGCUACUUUACCUGUUAUGGAAGCGUUCGAAUUGAAUCAAGCUUCUCUUGGAGAGCUCCCUACAUCAUUCAAGCCAUCCUUGGACUCAUCUUGACCAUCAUGCCAUUUGUAUUGCCUCAAUCCCCUCGCUGGCUUCUUGUGCAUGGUCAACGUGAUAAAGCCAUUCAAGAACUCAAACGACUCGACUUUAGUGCCGUCGAGGCUGAGAAAGACUUGCUUGGUCCUGCUGCCGAACAACGGAUGGCGGUACGACAACCAGGUGCAGUUGAGGGGUUGACUAUGCUCUUCCGCCAGCCGUAUCGCAGACCUGCCUUAGUCGCUCUUUAUGUCCUUGGUGUAAUUCAGCUGAGCGGGAUUGAUGGUGUACUAUACUACGCCCCAACUCUAUUCUCCCAGGCAGGUAUCAACGCGGCGACCAGCUCAUUCCUGGCAUCCGGCCUCUCAGCAAUCCUCAUCCUUGCCAUCAGCGUUCCCGCUCUUCUCCUCGCAGACAAAGUCUCCCGCCGCAGCAGUAUCAUCGUAGGCGGCUGCAUCCUAACCUUCUGCAUGUUCACAAUCGGCUCUCUCUACGCCUCCAACUCCGUCACACCACAAAACCCUGCUCGCUGGCUUGUCAUCAUCCUAGUCUUUGUGUUCGGUCUGGCAUACUCCGCAACCUGGGGUAUAGUCGGCAAGAUCUACGCGUCUGAGAUCCAGCCAGCAGCUACGAGAUCUGCAGCAAGUGCUGUUGCCCAAGGGUUGGGUUUCUUUACCAACUGGAUUGUUGCUAUUAUAACGCCUGUAUUGCUUUCAAAGUCCAGCUACGGAGCUUACUUUUUGUUUGGAGGGAUUUGCUUUGCUAGUGUUUUGGUAUUGAUGUUUAGUAUGCCGGAGACUAGAGGGCUUAGUCUUGAAGCUAUUCAAGAGGCCUUUUUGGCUCCUGGUACUGCGCAGAGAGGGAGGGUGGUCAGUAUGCUUAGGAGGUGGGCUGGUCUUGGUGCCUCUGAAAGUUCGGCUGGGAGCUCGCAGGCAAGCGAGUCGGCUAUCGAACUGAGGGAUGUGGGUGGCUUGUUGAACCAGGACACUGCUGCUAGUGGUGCAGAAGCAGCGUCUCUUGGUAGUGGCAGUGACAGAGUCGUUGAAGCUUAA